Coregonus sp. 'balchen' is the source of this 1972-nucleotide messenger RNA. Lineage: Eukaryota; Metazoa; Chordata; Actinopteri; Salmoniformes; Salmonidae. The record is from the annotation of a GenBank genome assembly.
CUACGGCUCACAGCAAUGCCCAAAAAGGGUGAAGAAAAUACAAAUAGUUAAUUCACAAACGAACGGUUUCACGUCUGUUUGUCAGCUGGUGAGUAUGAAUUUGAAUCAUUCAUAUCGCUGAAGAUCCAUUAUGGUGGUCUUGUUAUCACCAUAUGAAUGAUCUUGCUAAACUAACUGAUGGUCUUGAAAACCAACUAGGCGCAAUUAUAAUUAACUUUAGCCAGCCAUGUGUCUAUCACCAACAUCACUAGCUAGAUUUCGUUCCAAACUGUACAUAGAAUAACAUAUCACUGAAAACAAUGAGGCUAUUAUUGCCUGAAAAUAAUGCAAUUCCAUUUGAUCAAUCUUCUGAUUCUUCUGCCAUGUAUGUGUUUCCAAAAGUUAACAAAUGGGUUCAUAGAUGGACCACCUAUUUCUAGUGAAAGCUCUUGCCAUUCAGUGACGAGUGACACUGGCUGUUCUGUGCCUUCACCUUGCUUGCAAUCAUUGUUCAUAUUAUUCAGCAUUGAUUAACUCAUAUUAUUCAGCAUUGAUUAACGUUGUUGUUCAAUUAUGUCCCUUGCUCACUCUCACUCACUCUCUGUCUGUCUCUCUGUCUGUCAGUGUAGUUACUGUACAUACCAGAAUGGUGUUAAGAGUAAGUGGCAGGAGGAGCGUGGUGUGGGGCUGGCUACUCCUGGUGUCCUGCUUUCUGCUGUCUGUUUGUUCACAUGAGCAGGCAGCCCAAGAACACCCACCGGAGAGUCACCGUCCUAACAUGCACCUGGACAAGAACAUGGUCCAUGACAGAGAGUGAGUAAAGGGUCGUGUUCAUAAGGAUACACCGCUCCAAAAUGCUUUGCAACAGAACAAAAGCAAACGUUUGUUAUUAGACAAGUACAGAUAGUACUUUACUUUUUCUCUCGGUUUCUGAGCAUUUUCUACCAUUCUGUGUCUAAUGAACAGGCCACAUGAAUAUGAAUGGGUAAAACAAUACACUUUUGUUUUCUAUACUAUUUUGUUUGCAAUACUACCAAAUUCUGUUUGCUUAAACUUGACGUCUGUCUGUCUGUCUGUCUGUCUGUCUGUCUGUCUGUCUGUCUGUCUGUCUGUCUGUCUGGUCUGGCUGGCUGGCUGGCUGGCUGGCUAGCUAGCUAGCUAGCUCUAUUCCAAGCUUUACCUACCAUUUGGCAGACAUUGUAUGCAUGGUUAAUGCACUGAGCAGUGUCUCUCCUAUGUCCUCUGUCUAAGACACAUCAUGGAGCAUCUGGAAGGUGUGAUUGACAAGCCGGAGUCGGAUAUGUCGCCGCAGGAGCUACAGUUACACUACUUUAAGAUGCAUGACUAUGAUGGCAACAACUUACUGGAUGGGCUGGAGUUGGCCACAGCCAUCACUCAUGUGCACAAAGAGGUAUGUGUGAAAGGAAAAACAUAUAAUAUAAAAAAUGAUAUUAUCAGCCAAUGAUGCCACAUACUGUAUGCACUUUAUUCAUCUAUACACGUGCAUGUGUUUCCACAUUUUCUGCAGGAAAGAGGAGAGGAUAGUCAGCCUAUGAAAGAGAAGGACCUCAUAAGCCUUAUAGAUGAUGUUCUGAGGGACAAUGACAAAAACAACGACGGGUACAUAGACUACGCCGAGUUUGCCAAGUCCCUGGAGUAGAGGAGAGAUGCUGCCUAACUAUUGGGGUCUGGCUCAGGGCACUGCACACAACCACACCACUUUCUCAACCACACCACUUUAAUUUACCUGAGCCAGACCCCAGGUAAAUGUCUCACGCUCUCUGUGGGGUUAUCGCUAUCCUUCAUCCAUCCAUACAGCAUAUAUACCAGAGGUGGGAAAACUAUUUGGCUUGAGGGCCACAUUGGGAUUUUUGAAAUUCAACGGAGGGCCACACAGAUUUGAUUUGACCGAUUUGCUUGUCAAAAUUUGUGGGCAAGAUAAAGGGUAGUAAUUUGAAAAUAUAUAGGUCCAUUAUCAUUUCCACAUACUUUC